AUGCCCUCAACUUCCUCUCCAGUGGUGGACAUCCACACACACAUGUACCCUCCCGAGUAUGUGAAGAUACUCGAGUCUCGCUCGGAGAUUCCCCUUAUCAGGCGGUUCAAAGGCGCCAAAGACCCGCGCUACAUCAUCUUGCCCGCAGAAGCAGAAUCGCUUGACAAAAUCUCCCAGGACGAGUCGGCCAGCUUGCCCGGCCGGCCUGUGACGAGCCACUACUCGUCUCUGGCACAGAAGGUUCACUUCAUGGACACGCAUAAGAUCGACAUCUCAGUCAUCUCGCUGGCGAACCCAUGGCUCGACUUCGUGGCCGCCGACGAGGCCGGCAAGACCGCCGAAGGCGUCAACCAGGAGUUCGAAGCCAUGUGCCAACAGUAUCCGGGUCGAUUAUUCUUUUUUGCAACCCUACCGCUGACGGCGCCGCAGGAUAUUCUGCUCGCACACGUCGAUUUUGUCAAUGGGCUUAAGCACUGCCGGGGUGUGAUCCUUGGAACGUCGGGACUGGGCAAGGGACUCGAUGACCCGGCAUUGAUUCCGGUCUUCAAGGCGAUCGCGAAGGCUGGAUUGACCAUCUUCUUACAUCCGCACUAUGGCCUUCCCAGCGAGGUAUGGGGACCCCGCAGUGCAGAGUAUGGUCAUGUUUUGCCGCUAGCACUCGGCUUUCCGCUAGAGACCACCAUCGCAGUGGCUCGAAUGUACCUAGCUGGUGUCUUCGAUGAAGUGCCCGAUCUCCGUAUGCUCUUGGCACACAGCGGUGGUACACUGCCAUUCCUGGCUGGGCGUAUAGAAAGCUGUGUCGUGCAUGACGGCCAUCUCGUUCGCGAGGGCAAGGUUGGGCCUCAGAGGAGAACAGUUUGGCAAGUACUGAAGGAGCAGAUCUACCUCGAUGCGGUGAUCUACUCGGAAAUUGGGCUAAAGGCGGCCAUCGAUGCUAGCGGUGUUGAUAGGUUGAUGUUUGGUACUGAUCACCCGUUCUUCCCGCCUUUGCAGAGCGACGAACAGGGCGAGUGGGAGAGUAUGACCUGGAACAAGGAGGCAGUGGAGAAGGCGCUGGGAAGUGGAAGUGACGAAGUGAAGCAGGUCAUGGGCGGCAACGCAGCAAAAAUUUUGAGGUUGAGCGAAGAGGCAUGA
This is a messenger RNA of Truncatella angustata, 1134 nucleotides long. RefSeq lists its product as uncharacterized. The transcript has a single exon. The coding region runs from base 1 to 1134 and encodes 377 amino acids. Gene Ontology annotation, biological process: secondary metabolic process. The record is from RefSeq and is a predicted model, not a curated record. Gene Ontology annotation, molecular function: carboxy-lyase activity; hydrolase activity. Lineage: Eukaryota; Fungi; Ascomycota; Sordariomycetes; Amphisphaeriales; Sporocadaceae. Gene Ontology annotation, cellular component: cytosol; cytoplasm.